AUGACUGCUAUCAACAAUGUCAAGGACUUCGACUUCAUCCUCGUCGGUGGUGGCACUGCCGGUUGCGUCGUCGCCGGACGCCUAGCAGAGAACCCCAACGUCAACAUCCUGGUCAUCGAGGCCGGCGUCAGCAACCCCAUCGACAACGAGGCCAUCAUGACCCCCGCCCGCGCCUUCGAGCUCCGCGGCAGCAAGUGGGACUGGGGCUACAAGACCGGCAUGAUCGACCGCCCCGACUACACCCGCAUCGAGAAGCCCAACACUCGCGGCAAGGUUCUCGGCGGCAGCUCUUGCUUGAACUACUACACCUGGAUCCGCGGCAGCGCAGCCACCUUUGACGACUGGGCCCCCUACGGCGGCGACGAGUGGAACUGGGAGGGUUGCAAGGAGUACUUCGACAAGCCUGCCACAUUCCACGACGACCAGGGGUUGCUGCCCAAGUACCUCCAGCACAUUGGUACCGACGGCCCAAUCCAUGUCUCGCCUGCUGAGCUGGUCGCCGAGGCCGCCCCUUUCCGUGACGCCUUGAAGAAGGCUUGGGUCAGCAAGGGGGAGAAGCUGAACGACGAGAUCUACGACGGCGAGAUGCACGGCCUCACUACUGCGGUCAGCUCCAUUUACAAGGGGAAGCGCUCUUCCAGCUGGCGCUACAUCGAGGGCAAGAAGAACGUCACCGUCAUCGGCCAGACUUACUCCAAGCGCCUCAUCAUUGAGAACGGCAAGGCCGUCGGCGUCGAAGUCCUCGGUCCCAAUGGCGAGGACCUCACUUUCCGCGCCAAGUACGAAGUCAUCGUCUCGUCCGGUGUCUACGAAUCGCCCAAGCUCCUGAUGCUUUCCGGAAUCGGACCCAAGAAGGAGCUCGAGUCCUUCGGCAUCAAGACCCUUGUCGACUCCCCUCACGUCGGCCAGAACCUUCUCGACCACCCCAUCAUGCCCCACGUCUUCAAGCUCAAGGACGGCUACGGCCUCGACCAGCACCUCCUCCGCGCUGGCCCCGAGCACGACGGCGCUGUCUCCGCCUACCACUGGAAGAACAAGGGUCCCCUGAGCAGCGGCCUGCUUGAGCUCGUUGGCCUCCCCCGUAUCGACGAGCGCCUCAAGAACUGCGCAGAGUACAACGAGUACCUCGCGAAGAACGGCGGUGUCGACCCCUUCGGUCCUGGAGGACAGCCCCAUUUCGAAAUUGACUUUGUUCCCAUGUUCUGUGACGCCUUCCAGUGGCACAUUCCCACGCCUCCGAAGGGUGACUACUUCACCGUCAUCGUCGAUCUCCUCCGCCCCCUCUCCAAGAACGGCACCGUCACGCUCAACUCCGCGGACCCCCUCGAGCAGGCCAAGAUCAACCUCAACUUCUUCUCCGACGACCUCGACCUCAUCGCCAUGCGCGAGGGCCUCCGCUUCGUGGACGACAUUAUCAUGAAUGGUGAGGGCAUGAAGGACAUCAUCGAGGGCGACUACCCCUGGCCUAUGCCUCGCUCUUCCGAUGAGGCCAUGAUCAAGAUGAUCCUGGAGCGCUCUCAGACUGGCUUCCACCCCUGUGGAACCACUCGCAUGUCUCCCAGCAUUGACCAGGGUGUCGUCGACGGCAAGUUGCAAGUCUUUGGUGUCAAGGGUCUGCGUGUGAUUGAUGCCUCCGUCAUCCCGGUCAUCCCCGACUGCCGCAUCCAGAAUGCGGUCUACAUGGUUGGUGAGAAGGGAUCCGACAUGAUCAAGGCCGCCUAUCCUGAGCUGUACCAGUGA
Molecule: messenger RNA, 1740 nt
Organism: Colletotrichum chrysophilum
Lineage: Eukaryota; Fungi; Ascomycota; Sordariomycetes; Glomerellales; Glomerellaceae
Exons: 4
Coding region: 1-1740 (579 amino acids)
Molecular function (GO): flavin adenine dinucleotide binding; oxidoreductase activity, acting on CH-OH group of donors
Source: RefSeq, a predicted model, not a curated record